AUGGCGUCGACACGUGCGGUUCAAAUUAAUGAACUUUUAUUUUAUUUGUUCAAUAAUUUAAGCUCGUUGGAAAAUGUUUCUUUUAUAAAUAGUGUGAAACAGUUCUAUAAUUUAGACGAAUUUAAUACUGGUAAAAAAGUUCUUCUGAAUGAUCUGGAAAACUCCAAAACGGAUAAUUCUUGUUUUAAACUUACACAGAGAGCUAACAACAAAUAUGACAAGUUGUUAGACAUUAUUGAUAUUGUUAAAUUUUGCACGGACAAGAAAGUGGAUUUACCAACUUAUGUCGCUGCAGAUUUUUCGAAAAUCCCGGAACCAAGAUUAGAACAUUUUCUGAAUUUAUUUGAAUUAAAAUUUAAAUCAUUGAAAACUAAUUUAAAUAAACGUAUAACGGAGAUUGCACAAAUAGCAAAUAACCUAAAGUUGAACAAUUCUACUGUGCACUCUCAGCAUGUCGUUCCAAUAACGUUAAAUGCACGCGACAUAAAAAAUAAUACUUCAAAUCUUUGGUCUGAUAAAGUUAUGCAAGAAAAAUUAAUUGAUACUGAUGAAGUUAUUCAAAAAAAUUUAAUUGAUCUCAAAUUCUCAAAUUUUCAAAUUCUCAAAUCUCAAAUUCAAAAUCUCAAAUUUUCAAAUUCAAACUCAAAUUCAAAUUUAGUUCUCAAAAAACUUUACCAAUGGAUGCUGACGAUGCCAGGUCAACCUAGUAAUAACGAACCUGCUAUGAAACGCUCGUCGAUAAAAACCUUUGAUGCUGGCAACAACUGUCCUUUAAAGUCCUCUAAGACAAUUGAAAAAAGAGCUACGUAUUACUUAGGAAAUGUCGAAUCUUGCAAAAAAGAGGUUAUCGAGAAUCUUCUGAAAAGCAAUAAUAUUUUAUUCAUACACUGCUUUCCAGUUUUUCGCAAACGCAAAACUGACGAUGCAACUGAAUUCGAUAAAAAUACACAACAACAGUCAACAGCAUUUUAA
Molecule: messenger RNA, 972 nt
Organism: Helobdella robusta
Lineage: Eukaryota; Metazoa; Annelida; Clitellata; Rhynchobdellida; Glossiphoniidae
Exons: 2
Coding region: 1-972 (323 amino acids)
Source: RefSeq, a predicted model, not a curated record